Molecule: messenger RNA, 2148 nt
Organism: Choloepus didactylus (southern two-toed sloth)
Lineage: Eukaryota; Metazoa; Chordata; Mammalia; Pilosa; Megalonychidae
Gene: RASGEF1C
Product: RasGEF domain family member 1C
Exons: 16
Coding region: 1-2010 (669 amino acids)
Biological process (GO): positive regulation of GTPase activity; Ras protein signal transduction
Cellular component (GO): plasma membrane
Molecular function (GO): guanyl-nucleotide exchange factor activity
Source: RefSeq, a predicted model, not a curated record
AUGCCCCAGACUCUCAGCCCAUCCGCCUCGGUCUCCCCGGGCAGCUGCGGCCCGUCCCCCACCGAGCCCACGGGGGGCCCGCAGGCCGGCCAGCCCCUCCUGGAGGGCGCCCCCUCCUCGGCCUCCCUGGACACGCUGAUCCAGCACCUGGUGCCCACGGCCGACUACUGCCCCGAGAAAACCUUCAUCUUCAGCUUCCUGCUCAGUUCCCGCCUCUUCAUCGAGCCUCGGGAGCUCGUGGCCCGGGUGUGCCGGCUGUGCGUGGAGCAGCAGCAGCUGAACGCACCAGCGCUGGACAAGGCCCGAGUCCGGAAGUUUGGCCCCAAACUGCUCCAGUUGUUGGCCGAGUGGACAGAGACCUUCCCGUGGGACUUCCAGGAGGAGGCGACCAUCGGGCACGUGAAGGACGUGCUGGGCCGCGUCGCUGCGUGUGACGAGGCCUACCGGAAGAGGAUGCACCAGCUCCUGCAGGCUCUGCACCAGAAGCUGGUGGCUCCGGGCCGGCGGCCAGAAGGCCUGGUGGGCACCGACACACCUGUGUCCUCCAGGCCCAAGCCACUCGCCGCCGUCCACAGGGAGCUCCUGAGCCUCUGCAGUGACCCCUACACGCUCGCCCAGCAGCUGACCUGCGUGGAGCUGGAGCAGCUGCGGCACAUCGGGCCCGAGGAGUUCGUCCAGGCGUUUGUGAACAAGGACCCCCUGGCGGGCGCACAGCCCCGUUUCAGUGACAAGACCCACAACCUCGAGGCCUACGUGAAAUGGUUCAAUCGACUGUGCUACCUCGUGGCAACGGAGAUCUGCGUGCCAAGCAAGAAGCAGCGGAGAGCCCAGGUCAUCGAGUUCUCCAUCGACGUGGCCCGCGAGCGCUUCAGCAUCGGCAACUUCAGCUCCCUGAUGGCCGUCGUGUCCGGCAUGAACAUGAGCCCCGUCUCCAGGCUGAAGAGGACCUGGGCCAGAGUAAAGACGGCCAAGUUUUUCAUCCUUGAGCACCAGAUGGACCCAACAGGAAACUUCUGCAACUACCGGACGGCCCUGCGCGGGGCAGCCCACUGGUCCCUGACUGCCCGCAGCAGCCAGGAGAAGGUCGUUGUGCCCUUCUUCAGCCUGUUCAUCAAGGACACCCACUUCCCGAGCGAGGGCUGUGCCAGCCGCCUCCCCAACGGGCACGUCACCCUCAGGAAGCCCCCCUUGCCCUCCCAGUUAGGAGGAGGCCGUCCGUCGGGGUUGCCCAGUGCAGUGGCUGGGCGCCCCCAUUCACGGCCUCCCUGUGGCCCUCAGGAGCAACGCUGGGCUGACUGCACCCUGUACCCCGUCACCCCACAGGCGCACGUGUCUCGGAGUGGCCCUGCCGAGGGAGGGCUGCUGAGCCUCAGUCUCUCCCUCUGUAAAAUGGGCUUCGAUUCUGGCCUCCGCCGGGGGCUGGGAGGACCGGACCACGCACCUGAGGCCUCUGGCCCUGAGAUGCUCCCGCUGGAGGGGCCUGUGCCAACGCCCCACCAGACCCCCACAUGCUGCCUGCUGACCCCUGGGACAGUCCGGGCUCCAGGCACGGGCUCGGGCGAGACUGCAGAGCUCCAAGGGGCCUGGGGUCCUUGCUCCGGUGCCCGUGACACCAGCCAGGCGUGGGAGGGAGGGGACAAGACUGCAGAACGCGGGGAGCAGGGCGGCGGGGCCAGGCAACUGGAGGAGCCCCCAGUCUGGGGAAGUAUGUGGCCCUUGCUGGCCCAGAACCCCGUGAAGUGGGAUUUUAGGGUAUCUGUAAGGGGACUUCAGAGCCUGCUCCCUCGGAAAUUUCUGGAGCUGGCCAAGCAGGUUGGAGAGUUCAUCAGCUGGAAACAAGUGGAGUGUCCCUUUGACCAAGACCCCAGCGUCACCCAAUACCUGCUCACUGCCCCCAUGUUCAGCGAGGACGGUCUUUAUCUGGCUUCUUAUGAAAGGGAAAGCCCAGAGAACCAAACAGAAAAAGAGAGAUGGAAAUCGCUAAGAGGUUCUAUUUUGGGGAAGACAUGAGAAGCACUGAGCUGGAGGAGGAGGGAGAGCUGGAGUCAGAAGCAGCCUCUGCAGCCCUGCCAUGGAUGGCCUCCGGGGAUGUGGGGGGACACGAGGAGGCACAGGCAGAGCCUCACUACUUUCAAGCAUGAGCCAGGG